AGACAGUUUUCAAACUAACUAAAUAGUGCCGAUGGGGGCGUAAACACCUACAUUAAAAUUGAAGGUGUUGAGAAAAGCAAACACGAGGAAAUUAAGUUUAUGAGAAUUCUCGUGAUAUUCAUCUGUAUAUCUAUCUCUCUUCUUCGCGUCCCCAGCAUGAUCAUUCCAAGCGUGGCUGGUCUGCCCAUCCACUUCGACGUCAACGGUACCGGCACUGUGGACCUGGUUCUAAGUGGCAAGAUGGACCUCAGGAAGCUGGGAUCCUCUCCUCGUUCUCUGGACAUCGAUGGUGAAGUUCGCCCAAGUGCCGCUAUUGAAAUCACCGGAACCAUGUUUGUGGACGCAAUGGUCACCAAGACUGGACUGCGCAUGCGUAACACUCUGCAUACCAGCACUGCCCUCAAGGGACGUGUACAACUGGAGAGAGGCCAGCUGCUCAACAUGGAGUUUGAGACCCCCCAGGACAAGAUGGAAAUCUUCAGCGCCGGGUCAAAGUUCUUCAUCAUCCACAACGACGUGGAAAAAGAGCAGGCUAUGAUGGCCGACAACCGUCAGGAGUACAAAGUGUGUUCUGGUGGUCAACUGGCUACUAUUUUCGGAAUGGAGAUGUGCGGAGAACUGAGCUUCCCCAACGCUUCCAUGGCAACCACAGGCCCGUACUUCCCCCUGACUGGACCCACCUCCGGAAGCCUGACACUGUACAAGAAGGAUUCUCACAAGAGUUACAAGAUUUUUGUCAAACGUGUUGAGAACAAGAAAGCCAGCAUUGCCCAAAUUUCACUGAACACACCUGGCUCCAAGACCGACCGCGCUAUUUUGAUGGAGGUCAACGUCAACUACCCCAAGCAGACACUGGACGCCAUUAUGAGGACCCCAUGGAAAAAGGGUGCUGUCAGGGCUGUGACCAUCAACAAAGACAACCUGAAGAGCUUCACCGGAAGUGUCGUCAUCGAUGACGAAGACACGUACGCCUUCACCAGCGAGGUCAAGGUUGAUAAGACCAAGAACCAACUCCAGCUGAGCCCAGUGAUCGAGGUGAGACGUGUCGGAGCUGACAACGUUCAGGUGACUGGUUACUUGACCUUCAUGACCCCAUUCAAGUCCGCCGACAUCGACCUGUCUCUGUCCGGACUCAGCAAGAUGCCUUACAACGUCAAGAGUGAGUAA
Messenger RNA from Aplysia californica (California sea hare), 1167 nucleotides. Its product is annotated as apolipophorins-like. The record is from RefSeq and is a predicted model, not a curated record. Gene Ontology annotation, molecular function: lipid carrier activity. NCBI's taxonomy places the organism in Eukaryota, Metazoa, Mollusca, Gastropoda, Aplysiida, Aplysiidae. Gene Ontology annotation, biological process: lipid transport. The transcript is spliced from 5 exons. Bases 100 to 1167 code for a protein of 355 amino acids.